This is a messenger RNA of Panonychus citri (citrus red mite), 1826 nucleotides long. Its product is annotated as FMRFamide receptor-like. Lineage: Eukaryota; Metazoa; Arthropoda; Arachnida; Trombidiformes; Tetranychidae. Gene Ontology annotation, biological process: G protein-coupled receptor signaling pathway. Gene Ontology annotation, molecular function: G protein-coupled peptide receptor activity. Gene Ontology annotation, cellular component: membrane. The record is from RefSeq and is a predicted model, not a curated record.
UUAUCAUCACAAUCAACAACAACAACCUCGUCAUCUUCAUUGAUUUCAUCCGUGAAUCCAUCUUACAUUGAGUUUCGUGAUAGAUCUCGUUUCUGGAUACAGCGGAUUCUUGUUCCAUUGGUUAUGAUCAUCGGUGUGAUUGGAAAUUCAAUGACAAUAGUUAUCAUGACUUGAGAAGACAUGAGAAGCUCAACAAAUUGUUAUCUCGCUGCCUUAGCAUCAACCGACGUGAUGUAUCAUAUUUUUCUUAAACAUUAUCCUGAUGCAGAUCAUUCAAACUUUUAUUACUAUUGGGUUUUCUACCCAUUCAGUUUAAUGAUUGUUGAUGGUUGUUCCAACAUAUCAAUCUGGUUAACGGUGACAUUUACCUUUGAAAGGUUCAUCGUUGUUACUCAUCCGAUUCGUGGUAAAUUUGAGUUAGUGGAUAAUUCAACACGAAUCGAUGUUCUUUAUUCCGAUUUUGGUAAAAAUAAAAUGUACAAAACAGUUUAUUAUUGGACAACGUCAGUGCUGUUCACUUUCUUUCCAUUAACAUUAUUGACCUUUUUCAAUGCUUUUCUCAUCAGAUCAGUUCAACUAUCACGAAGAGCGCGCGCUGAUAUGACCCAGUCAAAGAUCACAACUGCCUAUUCAACAGUCGCCAAAACUGAUCCUGAUCCAAGUCCAAGGUUAGGUCGUAAUGGUGUUACAUCAACAGGCGGUGGUGGUGGGACAUCAGGGAGCAAGAUUGACCAUUCAACUGAGACUAAAAUAACGAUAAUGUUAAUCUCAGUUGUGGUGCUUUUUUUGUGUUGCCAAUCCCCAACAGCGAUCAUGUUGAUCUAUUCAUCUGUUCGAGAAUUCAAGAGAAACACCAAUGAAUAUCAUAUGCAUAUCGCUCUGAACAAUAUUUUCAACUUUUUAGUGGCCUUUAACGCCGCAGGAAACUUUGUCCUUUAUUCACUGCUCAGUCAAAAGUAUCGACGCACAUUCGUUCAGCUUUUCUGUCCCUGUAUCAAGGGUCGACUUUCUCGAUUACAAUCUUACCAACAAACACUUUAUCCUUCAAAUGCAACAACAAUUGGGUAUUCAACCUCAUCAGAUAAAAGGUUCAAUGAAUUUCUAUCAGUAUCAAGUGACUCAAACUCUCGAGGAUCAGCAUCACCUCGAGUUGGAUUACCUGGAAGUGGCUUUGAUUUCGGUCGGCCAAACAGUAAUUAUUAAUACAAUCUUGACAACACACCGACAACAACAACUCCGGUUAAUCAUAACAACAAUACAUUGACAGUCAACAACAACUCUUUCAACAGUAUUAACAAUGUAAUAAACGUUAACGAUAUUGAAAUUAAAUCGAUUAAAUUUCAUCAAACUUGAUUGGAUAACAAUUAAAAUUUAAUCUUAAACAUCAGAACAAUUAACGAUUUAAAUUUUAAUACCUUUGUAAACCCUUAAUUGUAACCUUUUUCUUUUCUUCGUAACUAUUACGAUUAGUUAAUUGUUUCUAUGUUUCUUUUUCUUUCUCUUUAAUUGUAAUCAUUUUUCAUUACCAUCUCUCGGCUAUAAAUCCACUUGUGAAUAACUAAGUGACCCCAACGUCCAGUCAAAGGAAGAAAAGGAAACACUGAUUAAUUGUCACGGCCUAAAAUCUAGUUUUCACAAUCACAAUUAACUUAAUUAGUUGAAUUAAGAAAUUUAUUUGUUAAAAGAAAAGUUUCUUUCUAUUUCUAUUUCCUUUUCCCAUUCUUACCUCUUUUUUGUUUCCUAUUUACCUUGAGUUUGAGGUCAUCUUUUCCUUUUCCGUUAUGUUGAUCAUCUCAUAUUAAAUCCGAUUAAUUUUGCUUUUUUAA